Molecule: messenger RNA, 1015 nt
Organism: Sinocyclocheilus grahami
Lineage: Eukaryota; Metazoa; Chordata; Actinopteri; Cypriniformes; Cyprinidae
Product: transcription elongation factor A protein 3-like
Exons: 10
Coding region: 216-965 (249 amino acids)
Biological process (GO): DNA-templated transcription
Cellular component (GO): nucleus
Source: RefSeq, a predicted model, not a curated record
UGCUUAGAAAAGAAACCGCUGAACCCAGUGCUCCUCUUCCUCCUGUUCCUCUCCAUCUUCAGCCUGCUACACCUACAAAGCGUCCCUCAUUAGACACAAAGAAAGACAAAGAGAAAGAAAGAAGAGACACAUCAGACCCGAAGCGACGGACUUCUGAACACAAUGAGAAAGAUAGAAAAUACACAAGUGACAGUAAACCACUCAAAAGGCCAUCAAUGAAGCUCAAGAUUGAGAGAAAAGACUCCACAGGUUCUAAAAAGCUCCAUUCUAGAAAGCUCAGCCUGGAUGGACGGAGAGACAGUAAGGACUCUACUGACUCUAAGUCAAGCCGUCACCUUUUGAAAAGACAAUCAAGUGAACCUAAACUGGAGAGGAGAGAUUCUACUAACUCAAGGUCUGGCAGCUCACCUCAGGUCAAGAAAUCUAAUGAAAGCAAGAGUAAACCAGAGACCCCAAAGACGCCCACAACACCCACAAGCCCCCUCUCCCCGUCGUUUAGCUCCAGUGUGGGUCCUUUAUCUCCUCGUCUGCAAACUGGGGAUCCCAUCAGGGACAAAUGCAUCGAAAUGCUGGCUGCUGCGCUACGUACAGAUGAUGACUACAAAGACUAUGGGACAAACUGUGAGGGCAUGGCAGCAGAAAUCGAGGAUCAUAUCUACCAGGAGAUAAGAGCCGCAGAUAUGAAAUACAAGAACAGAGUUCGCAGCCGCAUAAGUAACCUCAAAGAUCCCAAGAAUCCCAAUCUGCGUAAAAAUGUCUUGGCUGGAGCCAUCGAGUUGAGCCGCAUCGCCAUCAUGACUGCUGAGGAGAUGGCUAGUGAUGAACUGAAACAGUUGAGAAACGUGUUGACCCAGGAGGCCAUCCGAGAACAUCAGAUGGCAAAGACUGGAGGAACCUCCACUGACCUGCUGCAGUGUGGCAAGUGCAAGAAGAAAAACUGCACCUACAAUCAGGUACAUCAAUGAAACUUAUCUUCUCAGAUAUUUAUAAUGCAUAAGAGCCUAGUAGUGUGCCA